Molecule: messenger RNA, 538 nt
Organism: Lucilia cuprina (Australian sheep blowfly)
Lineage: Eukaryota; Metazoa; Arthropoda; Insecta; Diptera; Calliphoridae
Exons: 3
Coding region: 38-538 (166 amino acids)
Source: RefSeq, a predicted model, not a curated record
GACAGUCAAGUAUAAUAGUCGAUUUUAAACAGUCACCAUGACAAGUCGAUUGCGUUCUAAGCAGGCAAUAACCACAUUUAAUAAAGAAACCAAAAUUUGGCAUGGAGAACGUGCAGAUCAUGUUUUUGGGGCUCAUGACUCCAUUGGAUCAGUUGCUAUAUCGUCACUGCUAAACGAUCCUGAUCAUAUAACUCAGAUUUGUUAUCCCAGCGGUAAAGAAUACACAAAUCAGGAAAUAGCUACACUCUCAAUACGAAUUGCCCUUAAUUUACAAAAACUUAACUUAGCGCAACGGGAUGUUAUAGGUUUGUGUGCUGCUAACAGUGAUUUUGUAGCACCUUUAACCUUUGGUGCUCUGUUAUGUGGUCUAAGUAUUAGUACUCUUGAUCCCAGUUUUGAUAGAAAAGGAAUUGCUCAUGUCUAUUCCAUAACAAAACCCAAAAUAAUGUUUUGUGAUGGUGAUAAUUAUAAAAGUGUAAAGUCUGCUCUAGAGGAAUGUAAUCUUUGCGAUACAAUAAUAUAUACUCAUCAGGGUUAA